Messenger RNA from Monoraphidium neglectum, 555 nucleotides. RefSeq lists its product as hypothetical. Lineage: Eukaryota; Viridiplantae; Chlorophyta; Chlorophyceae; Sphaeropleales; Selenastraceae. The record is from RefSeq and is a predicted model, not a curated record. The coding region runs from base 1 to 555 and encodes 184 amino acids. The transcript is spliced from 5 exons.
AUGACAGCAACGGCACCCAAACAGCCAAACGAACAGUCCCCGGGGGACAAAGCGGAGGUGCCAGCUGCGGCCGCGGCGCCCGAGCAGCCCGCUGGUGACGACAAGGGCUUCAUGCGCUCGCUGUUUGAGGCGGUCGGCGGGGCGCUCGCCAAGGUUGGCAUCGGCAAGGACGGCAAAGCGCAGGCGGCGGCGUCCAAGGCGGCCGACAAGGCAGAAGACGCGUCCCACACGUUUUCAGAGAUCGCGGGCAUCAUCACCACCCUGGCCAAGGACAGCCUGGGCGAACUGCUGCUCCACCCCGGCCACGCGACAGUGGGGGUCUACUACCUGGCACGCCGCCACCAGAUGGAGCACGAGGCGGAGCGCCUGGACGGGUCCCACGUGGGCGACGCCGACAGGGUGGCGAGCCUCGCGCGUUACACCGACAUCAGCGACUGCAUCUACCCCGACAGGUACGAGGAGCUGGUGGUGAAGGGGAAGCUGCUGGCCGAGGAUGACAUCAUCUUCCAAAACACAGACGUGCACAAGCUCCAGCCGGUGAGCGGCGGUUGGUGA